Molecule: messenger RNA, 2322 nt
Organism: Haliotis rufescens (red abalone)
Lineage: Eukaryota; Metazoa; Mollusca; Gastropoda; Lepetellida; Haliotidae
Exons: 4
Coding region: 1-2322 (773 amino acids)
Source: RefSeq, a predicted model, not a curated record
AUGCAGCUCUAUGUCGUUACAGUUCAAGAUUUGACGUCAGAAACGUAUGACGUCAUUAUCAUUGGUCAGUCACGGGAAGAGCGGUGGGUGUACAAUGGUCUGACGGUUAUUACACCUCCUUUCUCCAACACUCCCCUCACGAAGAUGGAAGACGUAGGUAGGAGUGCACAACCAAUAGGAAACACGUGUGUCCCGAUGUAUCCCGACUUGGGAGUUAAUGACUUCCUCCUGCUGUAUCUACAUGACGUUGUCCGUGACGUCAUCGUCGUCCUUCAUGACGAUUCAGCGGAUGUGUUCCUGCCGUUGGCUCUUAGCAGGGUGUUGAGGGAGUUGGAGCUGGUGAAGUGGGUGUCGAUGUUGGCUUGCUGUUUGAGGAGGCGGCUGAUGAUGUGGGAGGCUUUUCCUAUGAACGGGAGGGCGAUGCGGAAGGGCGCUGAUUCGGGUUUAGGGGCCGCAUGUCUGGGUCCCGACACCUUCUCCUCACUGCGCUCUGCCCAGACCCAGGCCAACAACAAACUGCACACGAAGACCAAAGCCAACCACAUCGACAAGUUUCAACACCUCCUUACCGAGAAGCCCCAAACCAACACCCCUAGUCAACUUAAAAUAAAACAGCACCACUGUAAGACUGUCAUCAACCUCAGUAAAAAGCAACUUACUACAGUACUGAAGUACAUCCCCACCAGACCACUACGGAACCACGAUGACUUCAUCUCCAACAUCGAGAAAGGGCUUCAGCAACUGGCACCAGGAGGUAAGGUUGACUACCUACGUCACCAGAUCUGUGACAUCCUUGGCAAAACCAAAUCACAAACCCCCAACUUCACCAGAGCUGAGACAAAAGCCAUCAAACAACUCCGGGAUGACAACACCAUCAAGAUUGUCCCUGCUGACAAGGGCAAGGCCACAGUCAUCAUGGACACUGACCACUUCCAUGAGCUAGUGAACAACAUCCUCCAAGACCCCACCACCUACUCCAAGAUCAAGAAGGACCCAACCACCAAACUCCUCCGCCAACAUAAAACCCUCCUCAAACAACUUAAAGACAACUUUGAAAUUAGCCAAGCUCUUCACAACCAACUCUCCAUCAAUCACCCCCAGCCACCCUAUGCCAGAGCCACCAUCAAAAUCCACAAGAACCCUCCUAAAGCCCGUCUACUUGUGUGCUCCCGAGACACUGUCUUCUACAAAACGGCCCAACACCUAACCACAAUCCUUGCCCCCUUAGGAAAAACAGCCGACUCCUUCAUCUCUGACUUCACGGACUUCUGCUCCAAACUCAAGAACAUCACCAAUCCAGAUCAAAUCAUCAGUUACGAUGUAGUAGACCUCUUCACCAACGUACCCAUAGAUGACACUCUGCAAAUUCUCCGCCGUCGCAUCACUGAAACCCCUCCUGAAACCAGCUUAACCACAGAAUCCAUCAUCGCCCUCACCACCGCCUGUAUCUCCACCGCAUACUUCACCUGGGGCGACGAGUAUUAUCAACAGAUACACGGCCUACCCAUGGGAUCCCCACUGUCUCCUAUCCUUACUGAAAUCUACAUGACCCACUUCGAACAGCAAGCCCUCACAACAUCACCCAUCCAACCUAUUUGCUGGUACAGGAAAGUUGACGACACCUUUGUCAUCCUCAAACAAGACCAAGACCCAACCCUGCUACUACAACAUCUUAACCAACAACACCCCCGAGUACAGUUCACCAUCGAAACAGAAAAGGACAACCAACUACCCUUCCUAGAUGUCCUCGUCUGUAGAAACGCAGCUAACAGAAUCCAAACCAGUGUCUACCGGAAGCCCACCCACACCGACCAGUAUAUCCACUUCAACUCUAACCACCCUCUCAGAACCAAGACUGGCAUCAUCUCCACCCUUACCAAACGUGCCAUCAACCUUUCCUCUGCUGACCCCAAACCUGAGAUCGCACACCUCCGCCAAGUCUUCACCCACCUCAACAAUUAUCUGGCCAAACUAGUCGACAAAGUCAUCGCCUCUGUACUCUAUCCCACACCCAGACAUGCGGCCCCUAAACCCGAAUCAGCGCCCUUCCGCAUCGCCCUCCCGUUCAUAGGAAAAGCCUCCCACAUCAUCAGCCGCCUCCUCAAACAGCAAGCCAACAUCGACACCCACUUCACCAGCUCCAACUCCCUCAACACCCUGCUAAGAGCCAACGGCAGGAACACAUCUAAACCCCAAGAGGUUAAAGUUGUAGUCUACAAAGUUGACUGCAACUGCGGGCAAUCUUACGCAGGAGAGGGCGAACGACAUUAUACCAGCCCUCCAAUCCAGGGAGGGCUGUUCUGCUACCCUUUGUUGUUUUAA